Funneliformis geosporum is the source of this 213-nucleotide messenger RNA. Lineage: Eukaryota; Fungi; Glomeromycota; Glomeromycetes; Glomerales; Glomeraceae. The record is from the annotation of a GenBank genome assembly.
AUAAUGGCAAAUGCGGCUGAUCUUAUAGACAUCGCCCAAGAUAAUUUACCAAUUAGUUCCAUCUUCGUCUUUCUCACAGGUUUUAUCGUAGAAAUAAAACUAACUCAAAGUAAUAAUUUAUUCAAAAUUAUUAAACUUAAUGUAACUGAAUUCGCUGGAAACCCACAAAGCGGACCUAUAGGAAAAACGUUUAUAUUAGAUGUAGAUACUUAA